GGACUCUACAUAGACUGGUUGCACCUUUUCCUUCCCCUUUAGGGGCUGAUAAACAACUGGGUGAAUAACAGUGACAGCCCAAGGCACCAAGUGACUUUUAACCACCCCAGCCUCCAGAUACUUGUCUGUCUCCCUUUUGCUUUAGUUUUCUUUGUAAACCCAGUAGUUUGAGAGUUCAUAGAAGCAAGAAUUUCCUGCAUAGCUUCAGUCUCAGACAGUCAGGCUCAAGGAACAGAGUCCUGCCGAGACUUAAAUAGCCUUUCUUAGUUUCGUAACAAGUGAAAGUAAAACAGGACUGGACAGAGUAUGGGGGCAACAUGAAUUGCUGUCAUAAGUGGCAGCUCCAGACACUGAUGCUUUCUCUGCAAAUUCACUGCAGGAACGUCCCCAGACUUGCCCUCAAAAGAACUUUUGUCAUGUAGUUACUCUGUUUCUGAUUUGAAUGAUGUCCCAGCAAACACCAUGCUGGUGAUGGCCUGGUCACUAUGGAACUCUGUUGGAGCAUGGCACUGGCUAAGGACUCAGAAAAUACAGCUGAGAAGUAUUUGUCUCCACUACCAGCAGUAUCUUACUCUGAAGAGACAUUUUCUUAACUUUUUAAAAAAUGCAACUGGAAUAAUCAUCUUCAUUCUUUGCUGUAUCAGUGCAUAUAUACCAAAAACAGAUGCGGAACCUGAACCCUGGACAGCAAUUAUGCAUGAUUUGGGUCUGAUUGAAAACAUACGUGAAAGCAUUGAUGCCAGCUUGUAUACUGCAUAUACAGACAAGCCUGAUGAAUGUGAAGUACAAGUGAUGGAAUGCUUUUUCUUGGAGCUGAAAGUAAUUUUCCAGGAAUGUCAAGUCAUAAAAGGAUGUAAAAUCCAACAGCAUGUGCGCAAUGUGCUGAAAAAUGUAAAAAGUUUAUCAAAUAAUAAAAGUUCACAUUACAGUUUGAGCAGGAAUAAAAGACCAUGCAAACAAUGUGAAGAAUACGAAGAAAAAAAUUUCCGUGCCUUUAUAGAUGGUUUUAAAACAUUUGUACAACGCAAGAUGAAAAAUUGACCGCAUAUUCAUUGGAUGGAUGGACAACCAGCCUGGUUGGCUAUUUUAAGCACUUUUAAAAAUAACUUCAGAUUGUUGUUGGCUACGUGCACCACAGUCGAUUAUAUCUUUUUAUUUUACUCCUACUUUUGGGAAGCUAUUAAAUAUCAAGUUAUGUAUACUUUAUAAACAUUUUAAAUACU
Molecule: messenger RNA, 1223 nt
Organism: Pelodiscus sinensis (Chinese soft-shelled turtle)
Lineage: Eukaryota; Metazoa; Chordata; Testudines; Trionychidae
Gene: IL15
Product: interleukin 15
Biological process (GO): positive regulation of T cell proliferation; positive regulation of cytokine production; positive regulation of tyrosine phosphorylation of STAT protein
Cellular component (GO): extracellular region
Molecular function (GO): cytokine receptor binding; cytokine activity
Source: RefSeq, a predicted model, not a curated record